GUUUUUCUUUUUUGACUCCUCAAGGAUGCUGCAGGACCAGGGUCUGUCGUCGGUGCCGGGCCUGCUGGAGAGGGUCCUCCGGCUGAAGGAGACGCACUGCUCCCCCUAUCUGCUGGCUUUCCUGUUCGACUGCUACGAGGACGCCUUGGAGAACAGCAGUCAGGAAGGGAACAAGUCGGACGAGGAACUAAAGGAAACUUUAGAAAAGGCUCUUGAAAUUUGUCAUCUUUUGGCCCAUGAGAAAGACACCAUCCGUAAAGAGUACUGGCUGUUUCUGGGACGUUCUUUGAAGAACAAACAGGGAGCUGAUGAGCCUGCGCCCGGGCAGCAGGAGAGGAGCUAAACCACCGGGUCACCAGCAGCUGUUCUCUUUGCUUCAACACAACCUUCUGUUUGCUUGUGAACUUCUGUGUGUCAGCAGCCCCUGAGCACGGAUGGCGACCCGACAGUGAUCUCAUGCACACUGAAUCCAAACUGUCUUAGAGUGAGGAUGGGUACGCAUCUUACGUUAUUAUCUGUUAUAAUAAAACGAAAUAUUUUCUAGAAGUAGCUAACUGACAUGUUGAUCAGAUUUCUUUAUGUUGUGUUUUUAAAAAAUAUAUAACUUAAGCUAGUUUUGUAACAGCUAUAUUUCUUAAUGAUACUCAUUGGUGACAAUAUGAUUCUUAUCCCCGAAUCAAACAUUAAUAGAAGAUUUAGUUUGUUGGGUUGUGAAAAAGUGUGACAUCAUGGGAAUUGUUGUCUUUACCACUAUUAGUUUUUGCAGUCAGCUUCUCACAGUUUAGAUCUGUUCAUUGUUCAGGGGGAUACACUGAAUAAAACAUCUUCAAUUCAAGUAAGUGUUCGGCUGCUGCUAACUGCUAACUCUGCUAACUUCAAACCAAGCUGCCCAAUGUAUAAAUCCUUCAUCCGAGUGGAAAAUAUAGUUAAGAAUGACUUAAGAUGUAAAAAGUGUAAAAAAUGUGGUUUGAAACUGGUUAAAAAACAAACAAAAAAGAGGUCUAGUUUUUGACAUUGUAUUGCCAAUAGAUUGAUACCUUUAACUCCAAAUAAGACUGAGUGGAGCACAGUGUGCACACAGUACCACUGACUCCAGAGCAGUGUUCGGUGGUUUUGUGACAUGUCAUUGUGUUUUAAUGGAAGGCAUCAGAAAGCAUCAAGACAAAUAAAAUAAACUGUUUGCAGUAAUACUGA
Notothenia coriiceps (black rockcod) is the source of this 1194-nucleotide messenger RNA. RefSeq names its product farnesyltransferase, CAAX box, subunit alpha (gene fnta). The transcript has 2 exons. Bases 26 to 343 code for a protein of 105 amino acids. NCBI's taxonomy places the organism in Eukaryota, Metazoa, Chordata, Actinopteri, Perciformes, Nototheniidae. The record is from RefSeq and is a predicted model, not a curated record.